AUGGACGACCCUGUGGCAGAGAUUCCCUACGUGAUCGCUCUAUUGACCGAGACCCCUCCAUCAUUACAACUCUCAACCGUCAACAAAUACUUCACACCCAAUGCGAGCUUCACCCACCCUUUCUGCCGCACCGGCUCCUCGGCCAACUCCCGCUACCUAGUCGAACGCAUAUACCGCUGGUACAAGAUCAUGUCACCACGCAUCAGCGCAAAAGUUCACAGCGUCUCCUACGACGAGAAGAACCUCGUCCUCUACGUCGGCCUCACCCAAGUCUUUGCCAUUUGGGCCAUCCCUACCCACCGCUCCGAAGUCUCGCUCGUCACAGUCUUGCACUUGACACGACAGAAAGAUUCGGAGGACGAUGGUAAACUCAAAUACUACAUUUCCAGCCAAAAUGAUCUGUACCAGACGGAUCAGUUUAUCAAGUUCAUCUUGCCCUGGAUCUCCAUCAUUGUACCCAUCUGGCAGUUUCUGGCUACAAUCUUCUGUGUCAUUGGAAGCUACCUGUUUACACCUGUUACUUGGUGGGAGGAGCACUUCCAGGAUCAAUUCACAAGACCUGAGAGGCCGCCCAAGUGGAGCGACGCGAGGUGA
This is a messenger RNA of Aureobasidium pullulans EXF-150, 594 nucleotides long. RefSeq lists its product as uncharacterized. Bases 1 to 594 code for a protein of 197 amino acids. The transcript has a single exon. The record is from RefSeq and is a predicted model, not a curated record. NCBI's taxonomy places the organism in Eukaryota, Fungi, Ascomycota, Dothideomycetes, Dothideales, Saccotheciaceae.